Messenger RNA from Acipenser ruthenus (sterlet), 3355 nucleotides. It is a transcript of the gene serac1, whose product is annotated as serine active site containing 1. The transcript has 17 exons. Lineage: Eukaryota; Metazoa; Chordata; Actinopteri; Acipenseriformes; Acipenseridae. The coding region runs from base 178 to 2160 and encodes 660 amino acids. The record is from RefSeq and is a predicted model, not a curated record.
UGACGUCUAUUUUCUGAGACAUGUGGUGGUGGUGGUCUUGCAGAGGUGACAUACAGGCGGAGGCGACAGAUGUAAAUAGAAUUACACUGUACUCUAUGUAUCCUCAUCCUAGAGCAGCAACUUAAAACAGAUUCUCAACUUCACGACAAUAUUAAAGUCUGCAAACCGAACUAGAGAAUGGCCCUGGCAGCCUGUUGCAUGGUUUGUUGUAGAAGAAUGAGCACUGCUGGCCCUGCUGAAAAAAGACCUACAAUGUGGAAGUCUAUCAGGAAACUUGCGAAGAUCACUGGAUUGGUUGUUUUAGGAGGCUGUGUUUUUAUUACUUACGAGGUGGCUGCACUAAACAAACGUGUGACCCUUGAUACCCAAGCUACACUGCAAGAGAAGCUUAAGUCCUAUAUUUAUCUGAACACCACCCCUUUCGAGGAAAAAGAGACCUUUGGUUCAUUCCCAGGUAUCACAUACAAAAUCAGGAAGGAACUGCACAGGGCAGUAAGAAGAUUUUUGGAAACUUCUGCGAAAGUUCUUCACAGGCCCUUGGAUGAACACCUGAUAAGCCUGGAUGUGGACACUCAUGAGUAUGCACUCUGGCUCCUCCUGAAGAAAUCCAAGGCGAAAGAUAAAGAAACACGGCUGCAGGCUGUCCAGGAACUGGCAGAGAUCUCUCACUGGCAUGAUUACCAAUACAGGACCGUAGCUCAGGCCUGUGAUCAGCGGACAGCAAUUGGCUUGGCUCGAUCCAAGGAUGUUGAUCUGCGAUUCUUUUUGCCCCCAUCUCAGUUACCCAAGGUGGAUGAUGACUUCUCCAUAGAAGAUAGACUGAGACAGUUGCUAGACUCUCUUCCCCAGUCUGAGGUGGAUCAAUGUGUGCAGUACUUCACUUCUCUUGCUUUGAGGGAAAGCAGUCAGUCCUUAGCAGCACAAAGGGGUGGAUUGUGGUGUUUUGGAGGAAAUGGAUUACCCUAUGCACAGAGUUUAAGCUCCGUGCCUUCUGAGAAAGUGGAGUCAUUCUGUUUGCAGGCAUUGGUUCAGCACUCUAAGGUUCCCAGUCACUGUGAGGCAAUUGUAGCAAACGGUGGUCUGCAACUCUUGCAGAGGGUAUACCAACUCCGGAGUGAUUCCCAGAAAAUACAGAGGAACAUUGUCCGCAUCAUAGGAAACAUGGCCCUGUGUGAGAAUUUACACACAGCGAUAGUGCAAUCAGGAUGGAUUUCUGUACUGGCGGAGUUAACAAAAUCACCACACAAUAUCCAGGCCUCCCAUGCAGCUAGAGCCUUGGCUAAUUUGGACAGGGACGUGUUGCACGAGAAAUAUCAUGAUGGCGUGUACAUUUUACACCCUCAUUAUCGUACUAGCCAGCCAAUUAAGGCAGAUGUCCUCUUCAUUCACGGUCUGCUGGGAGCAGCAUUUAAGACGUGGCGGCAGCAGGACUCUGAUCAAACACAAAAUGGAAACGAUGCCAGCGAAAAAGAGGACUACACUGAAUGCUGGCCAAAGACAUGGCUGGCUGAGGACUGUCCUAAUCUGAGGGUCCUGUCUGUUGAGUACGACACUCAUCUCAGUGACUGGAGAGCAAAGUGUCCUAUUGAAAACCAAAGGAAGUCUAUGGCUUACAGGAGUCGUGAGCUACUCAAUGCGAUAAAGGCAGCUGGUGUUGGGGACAAGCCUUUAGUAUGGGUAGCACAUAGUAUGGGAGGACUGCUUGUGAAAAAGAUGCUCCAAGAUGCCUCAAAGGACCCAAGUUUGCAGACUUUGAUAAACAACACCAAAGGCAUCAUCUUUUACAGCGUUCCUCACCAUGGCACCUUAAUGGCAGAGUAUUCGGUCAAUGUUAGAUAUUUACUUUUUCCUUCUAUAGAAGUUAAGGAACUCAGUAAAGAUUCUCCUGCGCUGCAAGAACUGAACGAGAGUUUUCUAAGCAUGGCCAAAAAAAGGGAGUUCAAAGUGUUAAGCUUUGCAGAAACCUUGCCGACAACUAUAGGCCCUAUGAUGAAGAUGCAUGUAGUGCCAGUGCUGUCUGCAGAUUUGGCAUUUGGUGACCUAAUUCAGGUAGAAGUCGAUCAUCUGAACAUUUGUAAACCUGAGAACAAAGACUCCCUCCUCUACAAGCACAGUUUACAGUUCAUCGUAGAUGCACUGACAGACGUACUCAGCAACUAACAAAUGCUUUACGCAAAAACAUCCUAUGUCCUGUUGUGUUUUUUUUUUGUUUGCACAUGCACAGUGCCAUUUUCUGUCUAUUAAAAAUCACUUUGUCACGCAGUAGGAUAAGCAAUAUUAAAUCAACCGACAGGUUUGUAACAUGUUUCUUAUGUACUGGAAUAUUUCAGUUUUACUACGGAUGGGGAUUCUGAUAAAAACUCAAACAGGAUUUAGCCAUUAUCUUCUGCUAGCCCCUUACAACUGUUUAGAGUUCUAUCACAGCACGGCAUUAAAGAGAACGGGCAGUUGUUCUACUGUUAGGUGGAUUUGUUGUCAGAAGCAAGUGGUGUCAAAUAGAUGAUUUAUUCUUUACUGAAGCACUGAAUAUGCUUGCAUUUGUUUCAGUUCAUAUUUAUAAAUACAUACUUGAUUGUGCAUUUACAUGGCCAGUAAUAUUCCACUAGUAUUCGGAAUACUGAGUAAUCCAAAUAUAUAUUCCGCCGUGUAAACAGAAUAUUUGGAAUAUGAAGAUGAAUAUUCCACCUCUGCAUAUUCAGAAUAUUGGAGGUGGUAUAUUCCACUAGUAUGCGGAAUACAAGUGGUCAAGUGGCAGGAAUUAACAAGCCCAGGCGCCCAAAUGUCAUGUAUUUAAGUGAAACGCAUAAGAAACGCUAACCUUCCCAUAAUAUUUUCUUUGACAUACAUUGCUUACUUAAACGAUUUCCACUAUCUUAUUAGAAAUGUAUUGUUUAGUACUGAUCUGUACAUUCUACUUUGUCCCCAGCAUUUGAAUAAUGCUGAGGACAACAGACAUAGACAUGUAAUAUAACCAAUCCAAGUGAGGGGUUGCAGUCACGUGACCUUAUGGCGGCUAAUGCAAAAUGUAAUGUAGUUGCAACCACAGAGCACACUUCUUACCUCCCGUCACAGAAAUUAGAAAGAUAUAUUAUGAUGUGCCAGAUACUUGGAAUGUGUGACCCCUGUGUACCCCCCGGUAUGCGAGCACGCUUUGACGUGAUUUGACCAAGUUUCUUUUUUUCCUUUUAAGAAAACUUACUUACUGGUACAUGUUAACAAUUAAGAAAAAUUACAUUUUCAAUAGUUUGUUACAAAAUACAGUUCUGAUAUGAAUUAUAUACAGUAUUUAUGUUGUUCGUAUUAAACGUUUAACAUCUUUCGUUAAAUACUUACAAUUAAAACAAUGUAUAUCACC